Molecule: messenger RNA, 801 nt
Organism: Eurytemora carolleeae
Lineage: Eukaryota; Metazoa; Arthropoda; Copepoda; Calanoida; Temoridae
Product: RNA-binding protein 25-like
Exons: 4
Coding region: 1-456 (151 amino acids)
Source: RefSeq, a predicted model, not a curated record
AUGACUCCGCUUGUGAGUAUUUUAUUUCAUCCCGUGUAUCAGCUGUAUACUAGGAGAAGGUCAGUAAACUCAGACCAGGAGAGAAAGAGGGAGAAAAAAAGAGAAAGAGAGAGAAAGAGAGAGAGAACGAGAGAAAGAGAGAGAAAAAAAGAGAAAGAGAGAAGGAGAGAAAGAAAAAGAAGGAGAGAUAACGAGAGAGCACGAGAGAGAGAGCGAAGAGAACGAGAGAGAGAACGAGAGAGAGAACGAGAGAGAGAACGAGAAAGAACGAGAGAGAACGAAAGAGCACAAGAGAGAGAACGAGAGAAAGCGAGAGAGAACGAGAGAAAGCGAGAGAGAACGAGAGAAAGCGAGAGAGAACGAGAGAAAGAGAGAAGGAAAAAGAGAGAGAGAGAGAAGGAAAAAAAGAGAGAGAAGGAGAGAAAGAGAGAUAUCUUCAACGGAGCAGGAAGUUAAUUAGACGCAUCUAAACUUUUAAAAGCCUUAAAAUUUGUUGCAAAAGUUUUUUGAAAGAUUUUGCUCUGGGAGUAUUUUUCUUUAUUAAAAUAUUUUUAAAAAAUAUUUGCGCAUACAUUAAUAUGUACAUGCCAUUUUGCCGAUUAUAGUUAGAAAAUAUAAAUAUAAGAUCAAUUGUUGAAUGUAAAGAUCAAGAGUUCUAGUUUACAAUUAGAGAGUAAAAGAUCAAGAGUUUUAGUUUACAAUUAGCGAAUAGAAAGAUCAAGAGUUUUCGUUUACAAUUAAAGAAUAUAAAGAUCAAGAGUUCUGGUUUACUCUUAAAGAAUAUAAAGACCAAGAGUUAUA